Messenger RNA from Rhinolophus ferrumequinum (greater horseshoe bat), 2210 nucleotides. RefSeq names its product charged multivesicular body protein 1A (gene CHMP1A). Gene Ontology annotation, cellular component: multivesicular body; ESCRT III complex. Gene Ontology annotation, biological process: endosome transport via multivesicular body sorting pathway; late endosome to vacuole transport; protein transport. Bases 34 to 798 code for a protein of 254 amino acids. The transcript is spliced from 7 exons. Lineage: Eukaryota; Metazoa; Chordata; Mammalia; Chiroptera; Rhinolophidae. The record is from RefSeq and is a predicted model, not a curated record.
AGGCCGCCACCUCGCGGCGCCCGCGCUGUCGCCAUGGCAACGCCUCCGCUCGCGGACCAGGUCGCCGUCCUCUCGCGAGAAGGGCGGCCGCCGGAAGUGGGGGGGCGACCCGGAAGCUGCCUCCCCGCAGAGCUGGUCGGUGCGAUCGACGCCGCCCGAAGUUCCCGUCCGUCCGCCUGUGCGAGGGCUGCCGCUUCGGGACCGGCCAUGGACGAUACCCUGUUCCAAUUGAAGUUCACGGCGAAGCAGCUGGAGAAGCUGGCCAAGAAGGCGGAGAAAGACUCGAAAGCAGAGCAGGCCAAGGUGAAGAAGGCCCUUCAGCAGAAGAAUGUGGAGUGUGCCCGCGUGUAUGCUGAAAAUGCCAUCCGCAAGAAGAAUGAAGGCGUGAGCUGGCUGCGCAUGGCGUCCCGGGUGGACGCGGUGGCCUCCAAGGUGCAGACGGCCAUGACCAUGAAGGGGGUGACCAAGAACAUGGCACAGGUGACCAAGGCGCUGGACAGGGCGCUGGGCAGCAUGGACUUGCAGAAGGUGUCCGCGGUGGUAGACAGGUUUGAGCAGCAGACACAGAGCCUGGACGUGCACACGUCGGUGAUGGAGGACUCCAUGAGCUCGGCCACCACGCUGAGCACGCCGCAGGAGCAGGUGGACAGUCUCAUCGUGCAGAUCGCCGAGGAGAACGGCCUAGAGGUCCUGGACCAGCUCAGCCAGCUUCCCGAGGGCGCCUCCGCGCUGGGCGAGAGCUCUGUGCACAGCCAGGAAGAUCAGCUGUCCCGCAGGUUGGCUGCCCUGAGGAACUAGUGGCCACCGCAGCGUGCCACCUCUCCCUGGGUGCGGGGAGCACCGUGAGGACAGGCCCGAGCCCCCCGCCACACACUGCGUCUUGCCUUUCUGCUGACUCUGCAGCGGCAGCUGUCACCCUCACUGCUCACCCCUCACUUGCCAGCCUGGGAACCGUCCUGUUCUCUUCGGCUGGGUGGUGCAUCUCUGUCUUGGUGGGUGAGUUUGCAGAAACUUCUGACUUUUGUGAGUAAUUUCUGUAACUCUGGGCCAACCAGCUGGAGGACCUGCAGCACCUGCAGCUCCCUUCUGUUCCCCUGUCCCUCCAGGGGUUGCCUGAGACUGGCCAUUAGACGCCGUGUGAUGGCAGUCAGCCGUGUGAGGGGGAUUUGGGGCCCCUGGUGCCAGACAGCAGCGGGCAGGGUCUCCAUACCCCAUGGACAGAUGCAGCCCCAGGACGUAUGGAGGACAUCCUCCAGAGCCACCCAGCAAAUACUCCCCCUGUGGCCCUUGCGGAACGUCCUGGGGGCAGAGUCUUGGUCCCUCCAACCUGGACCUGCACUCCUGCCAGCUUGCUGAGCCCCACGGGGGUGCCCACUCUGUGGGGCUAUGUCCUCGCUCCACUGCCAACUCCGGAGGGUUCCUGGGUGUGUGCUGUGUGACCUCUCGGAACCCAGUCUGUGCCAAGCCCCAUCCAGCUACAGAGCAGGCAGCCUCACGGUCCUCGGGUUCCCUGUGUCACUGUCUCCUGGCACUGUAAUUAUGGGGGGCGUCCCCGGACUGGCUUCUACUGCCUUGUGUGCUCACACCGUUGACCUCGGAAGCCAAGUUGGCUGCCGGAAGCUCAGGAGAGCUGCCGUCGACGGGGCCAGCAGUGGCCGUGCGUCCGGGAGAGAGCAGCAGGUGCAUCCUGACGACCUGGGACGGCUGAGGGACAGGUUGCAGUUUCUAUUUCUAAUUUCUGAUGUUUACUUUGUUUUCAUGAAGCUGUUUUGGUUUUUGUUUUGAGGGUUUGGGGUUGGGUUUUUUUUUUGACAAAAUAGGAGCAGAUGGCAGGUGGGGAGCGUUGGGUCUGAGCCCCGUCUUGGGUAUGAGCUGGUGGGAGCUGCACAUGGUGGUACUGACCAGGCCCGCUCCGUGCACUGCUGCCCACGCUGACCAGCCCUUCCCAGGCUCCUGCUGUUCCAUCUGUCCUCAGAGCGAUGGUUCUUGUGAACAGAGCGUUGGACACCUUACGUGGACUUCUGCGUUUGGUUCUUCCUGGACUUGGGAGCCAGGGGUGUCCUGUGUGAUAAGCUGUGGGGGGUGGGAGCCUUGGCGGGAGUGGGGCUGGGGCGCUCUGUGGCCUUAACUCCCUGACUGGGACCCUCGGGGCGUCCACAUACUGGGGGUUGGUGUCCUGGUCGCUGGUGGGGGGUUAGGGCAGGCUGCUG